UUUAGUUAGUUAAUUAGUAUCACACUCAUCAUAUAGCUUUUUUCUGAAAAGAAAGGCGAAGCCUCUCUCACCAUAUAUCGAGCUAGUUAACUUGAUUGCGUUGAUCAAGGGAGAAUGGAUUGGAAACCUAUGGUGACGAUGUUGGCGGUGGUCACCGUGUUCGCGGUGAUGAACACGCUGACAAAGAUGGCUUUUAACGAAGGGAUGCACACCACCGUCCUCAUCGUCCUCCGCCAGCUCACCGCCACGCUCUUCCUCGCCCCGAUCGCCUACUUCAAAGAGAGGAAGACUAGGCCUAAGAUGACCACAGAGAUCUUCGUCUACCUCUUCUUGAGUGCCUUGCUCGGAGCGUCCCUAACCCAGUGGCUCUUCUUCUUUGGCCUGCGGUACACGACGGCGACGUUCGCGAGCGCCUUCAUCAACAUGACCCCCAUGUUCACCUUCCUGCUGGCGCUGCCCUUCAAGAUCGAGAAGCUCGACGUGGCCACCGGCUCCGGCGCAGCCAAGCUCACCGGCACGGCCGUGGGGCUGGCCGGAGCGAUUUUGAUGGCGCUCUACCAAGGCCCGGCCCUGACGGGGGCGCCGACGACGGACCAUCAUGCUGCUGCCGGUGCCCAUGGUGGAGGCGCGUGGAGGUGGGCGAUCGGGUCGGCGGCGCUGCUGGGCGGCUCGGCGAGCUGGUCGCUGUGGUUUAUAUUACAGUCCAAGAUCGGCACCAAGUACCCCGCUCUCUACUCCAGCACGGCGUGGACGUUCCUGCUGAGCACGGCGCAGAUGGCGGCCGUCGGGGCGGCGACGGAGGCGAUGACCCUCCAGGUGUGGCUCCCCGGCACGGCGCUGAAGGCCGUGACGGUGCUGUUCGUGGGAGUGGUGGGGUCCGGGCUGGGUUUCCUGGCCAUGUCGUGGUGCGUGGAGCGGCGCGGGCCCGUGUUCACCACGGCGUUCAUGCCGCUCAUCCAGAUGAUCGCCGCCGGGAUCAACGUGACGGUGCUCCGCGAGCAGCUCCACCUCGGGAGCGUGGUCGGGUCGGCGCUCGUCGUCGUGGGGCUCUACUUGGUCCUCUGGGGGAAGAGCAACGAGGCGAGCAGCAAAUCCAAGUUGCCUCCUCCGUCAAAUUCCAAGCUCGCGUUGGAUGAGGAAGCAGAGCAUGGCGGUGAUUCACGGAUCAUGCAGAGUGUGUGAUGAGCUGCUGCGUCAAGGUGAUCAAGGUGGAAUCAUCUCUCGGCAACAAAAGGAGGAGGACAUAGUUCGCUAUUUUCUUCAUCUUUUUACUAGAAUCAAGUGAACUUUAGAUAGGUUAUUGGAAAUAAUUCACGUGGAUUAGUCAACGUGGAUCAUUGUUCAAACGGGUAAAGAUUUUUACUUUUCAAUACAAGGCUUUACACUCCUCGGCCCUCACUUUAAAUUAA
Molecule: messenger RNA, 1409 nt
Organism: Triticum aestivum (bread wheat)
Lineage: Eukaryota; Viridiplantae; Streptophyta; Magnoliopsida; Poales; Poaceae
Product: WAT1-related protein At3g30340
Exons: 3
Coding region: 115-1182 (355 amino acids)
Cellular component (GO): membrane
Molecular function (GO): transmembrane transporter activity
Source: RefSeq, a predicted model, not a curated record